CGCUCGCAUUUUCGGUGACGUCAAAGGGCUGGCGGAAGUAAGGGGAGUUCUGGCACAGGAAGUGGUGGGGAAGUUUCAGGGAAGCUGUUUGGGUUGUUGACACUGAGUGAAAAUGGGUCUGUUCGGCAAAACGCAGGAGAGGCCGCCCAAGGACCUGGUCAAUGAAUGGUCACUUAAAAUCCGGAAAGAAAUGCGAGUGAUUGACAGACAAAUAAGAGAUAUACAGAGGGAACAGGAGAAAGUCAAGAGGUCAAUCAAAGAAACGGCCAAAAAAGGCAACAGGGAGGCCUGCAUGAUAUUGGCCAAAGAGGUGGUGCAGUCCAAGAAAGCAGUCAACAAACUGUAUGCCUCCAAGGCUCACAUGAACUCUGUGCUGAUGAGCAUGAAGAACCAACUGGCUGUUCUCCGAGUCUCCGGAUCGUUGCAGAAGAGCACAGAAGUCAUGAAGGCCAUGCAGAACCUGGUGAAAAUACCAGAGAUCCAGGCAACCAUGAGAGAACUGUCCAAAGAAAUGAUGAAGGCAGGUAUAAUAGAAGAAAUGCUGGAAGACACAUUUGAAGGCAUGGAAGACCAGGAUGAGAUGGAGGAACAGGCUGAGAUGGAAAUCGAUAGGAUCCUGUUUGAAAUCACGGCAGGGGCGUUGGGGAAAGCUCCCAGCAAAGUCACCGAUGCCUUACCGGAGCCUGAGAUCACAGGGGCUAUGGCUGCAUCUGAUGAAGAGGAAGAGGAGGACCUGGAGGCCAUGCAGUCACGGCUAGCAGCUCUCAGGAGUUAAAGAUAUACUGUACAUAUUCUCAUUCUUGGAGACGUCCCUGGUUUUUGACAUGUUCACUUUCUUUUGUGAAAAUAUUUUGCUUUAUAUAUAUUUAUAUAUAUAUUUAUCUAUAUAUCUCUCU
Messenger RNA from Xenopus laevis (African clawed frog), 896 nucleotides. RefSeq names its product charged multivesicular body protein 3-like (gene chmp3.L). Bases 113 to 775 code for a protein of 220 amino acids. Lineage: Eukaryota; Metazoa; Chordata; Amphibia; Anura; Pipidae. The transcript is spliced from 6 exons. The record is from RefSeq and is a predicted model, not a curated record.